This is a messenger RNA of Ramularia collo-cygni, 378 nucleotides long. RefSeq lists its product as uncharacterized. The record is from RefSeq and is a predicted model, not a curated record. The coding region runs from base 1 to 378 and encodes 125 amino acids. NCBI's taxonomy places the organism in Eukaryota, Fungi, Ascomycota, Dothideomycetes, Mycosphaerellales, Mycosphaerellaceae. The transcript is spliced from 3 exons.
AUGCAUUUGAGCAAACGAAGCGUCCUCGGUGACCUGAAAUCUUUUUCGGCUCACCACUCAUUCUGGUACAUGACCCUGRACGCCCGAAGUUAUACUUACGAGCAACUAAAUCUUCGGCCAACGAAAGAUCAGGCCACUCUGUCAUUUAGUGCUCAACGCCGCCCUGCGGCCAGACGUGAUCUACCAUUGAACACGGGUCACCGAGACGAAAUCUAUCUACAAUUCCAACAGACACCCGUGCCUCUUAUUCGCGUCCUUCUUCAGCACAUCAAUCUGAGGGGGGAAACCUCGAAGGCGUCAAAGCUGGCGGAUURUGCUCUUUUGGCACCAUCUUCCUCAUGCAAGUGUGKAAUACUUCAUGAAUCAGCGUUCUGGUAA